AUCAGAUUUCAGAUCGGUCAUCGAUAAUAAUAACUUGCUUAUACCCACGUUACACCGACGGAGGGGUAGGAUACCUAUCAUUCAAAGUUCCCUUUCUCUUCUCCGCCACCCUUCAUUGGCUCUAUUCCUUUCUUGUGUCUCGUGAAAAAAAGAAACACCAAAGCGUCUUACCCCGCAAUGGCCUCCUCCUUCGUUAUCAGAACGCCCUGCUCGUCCGCCAACAUUGGACCUGGGUUUGAUGUGAUCGGUUUGGCUCUAUCCCUUCAUCUCGAGCUUCAUGUCACAAUCGACUCCUCCAAGUCGUCGUCGCAAUGCCCCCUCAACUGUGCGAUUACGUAUGACGACCAGAGCAACAGUACCGAAAAGAUCAGUCUUGACCCAGAGGUCAACCUGAUCACCCGUGUAGCUCUGUACGUACUUAGAUGCCACGACCAGAGAGCUUUCCCCGUGGAAACACGGGUUCAUAUCGUAAACCCCAUUCCUCUAGGUCGGGGUCUUGGUUCGUCUGGCACAGCGGUGGUGGCCGGUGUGAUGCUCGGAAAUGAAGUAGGCCGCUUGGGACUGAGCAAGGACCGAUUACUGGAUUACUGCUUAAUGAUUGAGCGUCAUCCGGACAACGUUGCUGCUUCGCUCUUUGGAGGCUUCGUCGGAACCUACCUUAAUGAACUUAAGCCUGAAGACGUAGCUCGGAAAGAGAUCCCUCUCAGUGAGGUUCUGCCUGCCCCCGCAGGUGGUAUUGAUACUGGUAAACAACCGCCAGAGCCGCCGUUGGGAAUUGGUCACUACAAGAAGUUCGACUGGGCCAAGGAAAUCAAAACCAUUGCCAUCAUUCCGGACUUUGUGGUGCCAACUGCAAACGCUCGAAACGUUCUGCCCACCAUGUACUCCAGAGCGGAUGUUGUCUUCAAUCUACAGCGUGCCGCCUUACUCCCAGCCGCCCUGGGCAAAUCCCCACCUGACCCCGAUAUGAUCUAUUUGGCUAUGCAGGACAAAGUCCACCAGCCCUACCGCCAGACUCUUAUUCCAGGCUUGACCGAGAUCCUUCAGUCCAUGAACCCCUCCACACAGCCAGGCCUCCUGGGUAUCUGCCUUUCAGGCGCAGGUCCUACCAUUCUCGCAUUGGCGACUGACCAUUUCACGGAAAUUGCAGACCGCAUUAUCUCCCGGUUUGCGUCUAACAACAUUUCUUGCCAAUGGAAACUGCUUGAACCUGCUCAAGCGGGUACCACAGUGCAAUAUUAAGUGAUUGGACGAAAAAGCAUUUUCCCCAUAAAUUUGUCCUAAAUAAAAAGUCUUUAAAUAUCAUGGCAAGCCAUUUAAUGAUAGGCUUUUAGUAUGGAUGAUGAGAGCGAUAUUUAAUAAACGUUUGGGCUACCUCAAGAGGGGCAUAUCAUGAAAUUUAUCCAGCCAAUCAAAUUAUAUCAAAAACUAAAGAUUAUACCUAGACAGUAUACCUACAGGUACCUACCUAGUACUAGAGUAUCGAAAGAUACUUUAACUUACCCAACUACAA
Messenger RNA from Aspergillus wentii DTO 134E9, 1513 nucleotides. Its product is annotated as homoserine kinase. NCBI's taxonomy places the organism in Eukaryota, Fungi, Ascomycota, Eurotiomycetes, Eurotiales, Aspergillaceae. The coding region runs from base 178 to 1242 and encodes 354 amino acids. The transcript is spliced from 3 exons. Gene Ontology annotation, molecular function: ATP binding; homoserine kinase activity. Gene Ontology annotation, biological process: L-threonine metabolic process. The record is from RefSeq and is a predicted model, not a curated record.